AUGGAAAUCAUUCCAGCUACCUCAAGACUCCAGUCACUGACUCUCGGCUACACGCACCUCAACGAGCGAGGUCUCUAUCGUCUGCUCCUUACUUGUCCCAAUCUGCGAUCAUUGAAGUACGACUACUGGGUUCAAUCACCUGGGGAGGAUCCAGAACAUCAUCAGCCAGAUCCUAUGAGUGGCCCACCGAAUACUACAAGCCAAGCACUUGUGGAUGUUUGUACUCUUGAGCAAGCACUUCGUCUGAUCAAAGACACCUUGCAGGCUUUGCAUCUGCAUAUAGUGUCUCCACGAGGGGAAUGGCAUCAGCUGCUUCGCAGGAUAUCCUUCCGCGAUUUCGCUCGUCUGACAACAUUACAUGCGCCUCUUCAACUGCUUCUCAACAAACAAGAGAAAGUCGACGGCAAGACGAUGAAGCUCCAUCAAUCACUGCCUGCGACCCUGCAGGAGCUCUGGCCAAAUGACGAUGGAGCAGUGCUUUGGCUCAAUCAUUACGACUUCAUUAGCCCUUACAACAUCGAUUGGACUUUGAACGACAUGUGGUUCGGCCAGACAAAUCAUCCCAUACACACGGACGAGGACAUCGUCAGAGUCGUUGAAGACUACCUCUCAGGUUUCCAUAUACAUACGCCGGCUUUGAGAUCACUCAAGCUCCUCUUCUACUUUUUUGACUCUCCAGCUUGGGGCCAAAGGGAUAUCUCCAUGAUAAGAAAUGCCUUGCUUCCGUUCAAUGGUCACGAGAGAGUUACAGUUUCCGUCUUCGAGUUGCUCAAACGCUCAUAUAAAUGUCAAGGCGGGAGUGAUUCUUUGGCUACCAACGGACAAUACCCUCCAUACUUUCAAGAACGGUCCAUCGAGGCAGCGACCGAGACAGACAAGUAUAUACGCGAACAUUAA
Aureobasidium musti is the source of this 897-nucleotide messenger RNA. NCBI's taxonomy places the organism in Eukaryota, Fungi, Ascomycota, Dothideomycetes, Dothideales, Saccotheciaceae. The record is from the annotation of a GenBank genome assembly.